AUGAAUUCAAUAGUGGAUAUAGAUGACAUACUCUCUGAGAACGACCAGUGGAAGAAACUAGAAGAAGAAUGGGGCAACCCUAUCGACCUAGAAGUGGAGACGGAGGAAGACCAGCCCCAAAUUACCCGAGUCAUCAGCUGUCUAGAUCUUAAAACAACAUUUGACUCGUCGUUUCUGUUCAAGAAGGUCCGGCGUAAUUUAGGAAGACAGCUGUCAAAGAAGUCUACAGCAUCAGCGUUGGAGUAUAAUGAAUUCAUCAGUGACCUUCGGCCUAGCAGGGAAUCUUCUCAGCACUUCUUCAACAUUGUAUCCACAGCAUCUCUUGACGAAAUCUGUAGAAAGAUCGACGAUAUAUUCAAAUCUAUCGACAAACUAUCAACAUGCAGCAUGAAACGGAAACUUCCAGAAGUAGUCGACUGCAGCAUAUCAGCUACAGAUCUAUCGUUUGAUGAUACAGUACAGGAUAGCUACAGUAGCGAGAUAGACAGACACAUGGAGGAGGCCUUUCAGGAGUUAAGCAGCAUUAAAGGUGCAGAACAAAUAGACCAGUCCACGCUCGAGUCGGUGACGACGAUGGUGAGGAAAUUUAGCAGAAUUCUGGAACAUCCGAUUAUGAAAUGUAGUAGGCGUAGGCAAAGACAGUGUAGUGACAAGUUUAAAGAUUUAGCUGAGUUUUGGAAUAGUCGAGCGUUUAAAAAGUAG
This is a messenger RNA of Leptosia nina, 702 nucleotides long. Lineage: Eukaryota; Metazoa; Arthropoda; Insecta; Lepidoptera; Pieridae. The record is from the annotation of a GenBank genome assembly.